AUGUCGUCAUCGACACCGCCCCCCACGGUCGACGCGCCUGACGAGACGCAGAGCGAUACUUCCAAGUUGCGAACAUUUCUGGGGAUUUUGAAGAAGUUCAUCGGCGUUUCAGAUCUUGCAGCAGUUAGAUUCUCGCUGCCGUCGCAAUUGCUCGAGCCUACCCCGAACUUGGAAUACUGGACCUAUAUCGAUGCCCCCAAUGCCUUUGUUGCUAUGGGCACUUCCGAUGACCCUCUCGAUCGAAUGCUCGAGGUUGUACGCUUUUGGUUGACCAAGGAUCUAAAGUAUGCCAAAGGAAAGCCCUGCAAACCCUACAAUUCAUGUCUCGGCGAGUUCUUCAGGUGUAACUGGGAAACUGAAGAUAACGCUCCAAAAAUCGACACUUCAAGCCUACAACAGACUAAUGGCGCCUCCAAGGGUGGCCUUUCAGCGCUGAAAGUGGCAGCAAAGGGGGAUAAGAACGCUUCAAACGUCUCGCUCUCUGUGCCCCAGCAUGGCGCUACAAAGGAUGACAAGCUUAUUCGCGUCUCCUAUCUUACUGAACAGACCUCACACCACCCCCCUGUGAGCGCCUUCAACGUCACCUGCCCCGAGAAGGGUAUCACGGCCCGCGGCUUUGACCAGAUCACUGCCAAGUUCACAGGCACCUCCGUCAAGGUCCUUCCUGGGGAGCACAACAUGGGCAUCUUCAUAACCCUUGAAAAACGUGAUGGCGAGACUUACCAGCUUACCCACCCGGCGGCCCAUCUGGGCGGUCUUCUCCGCGGAGCUUUGAGCGUAUCGGUCAGCGAAUUCGCUUACAUCACAUGCCCCAAGACCAAGAUCAAGGUCAUUCUGCACUAUGUGGAGGAAGGCUGGCUGGGACGGACAACAAACAAGAUUGAUGGCGUGGUCUUCAAGUACGAUCCCGAGAACGAUGACAAAUCUAGAGUUCAGGACGUGCCUGAUGAAGAUGUCCUUGCUCGGUUGAGUGGUCCCUGGAAGGAGAAGGUCGUUUUUACUCUCGGUCCCAGACCAGUUAAAUCCGUGCCUGCGGAAGAGCAAUACACCAUCAUCGAUAUUGCACCCCUCAGUGUUGCGCCCAAGAUCAUCCCUCCCAAGGAGAAACAGCUUCCCAACGAAUCUUUAACCCUUUGGGGUGGUGUUACAGAUGCUAUCCACGCCAAACAAUAUGGCAAGGCUACCCAGGUGAAGGUCGAGCUCGAAGAGGCCCAGCGCGAGAAGGCCCGGCAACGUGAGGUCAACAAGGAAACGUGGCAGCCCGUCUUUUUCAAACAUGUCACCGGUAAUGAUGGCAAGCCCGAUCUGACCGACAAGGGCCGCGAGGUCCUUGAGAGGGCGCAAAAGGGUGACUGGUCGCUCGAAGGCAUCAUGUAG
Messenger RNA from Fusarium fujikuroi IMI 58289, 1377 nucleotides. RefSeq names its product related to putative oxysterol-binding protein OSBP. Lineage: Eukaryota; Fungi; Ascomycota; Sordariomycetes; Hypocreales; Nectriaceae. The transcript has 4 exons. Gene Ontology annotation, molecular function: sterol binding. The coding region runs from base 1 to 1377 and encodes 458 amino acids. Gene Ontology annotation, biological process: piecemeal microautophagy of the nucleus; maintenance of cell polarity; exocytosis. The record is from RefSeq and is a predicted model, not a curated record. Gene Ontology annotation, cellular component: cytosol; intracellular membrane-bounded organelle; membrane.